AUGGACAAGUGUUGGUUUGUUCUAUCUCAGACUCAUUAUCUCCCUCCCCAAGAAAGUGACGAAAAUGGAGCAUUCAAACAGACAGGGCCUCUCUGUCUGGGCCACUUCAUCAAGAACCUCAACAACCUCGACCAGGUGAUCAACACAAAAGGCCCUGAGCCAUUCCCACUCGACAUGCCUGUUAAUCGCACAGGUCCGAUUGAAUUCGAGUGGGAAUCGACUAAAGAAGGUGGUUUUGAAGCAACAACAACAGCAGAUGUACCCAUCGCUGCAGCGCCCGGCAUCAACGCCAAGGCUUCGCUGGGCUUCGCCCUCAAGAAAACCGUUGGCAACCAUUGGCAGAUUGAACAACUCGAAACUCUCACUGUUGAGCCCACGAGAGCAUACGUCAAUCGCUCCCUAGCGAGGGACCAGACAGCCGAGUUCUUGCAAGACAACAAGUUUGGACCAACAUGGUCAAUUUUCAUCAUCACCGGGCUCAAGAUUGUUCGCGGCAACUCUACCCAGAAAACCACUCACGAAAGAGAGAAGGGUAUCAAUGGAGGUCCGGGAGUUGGCAUCGCCGGCGUCGCUGAGAUCUCUGUCGAUAGUGGUUUCUCUUCAACGACGUCUACAUCAACAGCUGCAAAGCACACGCACGACUUUGUCUGGGCAGUGAGGCUCUCCAAGAUUACGAAAGGGCUUUUUGACAAGAAGUGGUCCAAGAAGACUUACUCUAGAGGUGCGACCUUCAACAUGAAAGACAGCGGGACAGACAUUGAGAGCAUGCUCUUCGAGGAAGGAUUGACGACCACUCAGCUGUUGACUGUAGAGGCCGACGAAACUGGCCCAGAGCAUUUUGUGGUUCCAGUGGAUACUACAUCGUUUAGCGAGUUAAAUUAG
This is a messenger RNA of Fusarium subglutinans, 882 nucleotides long. RefSeq lists its product as uncharacterized. The transcript has 2 exons. The record is from RefSeq and is a predicted model, not a curated record. Lineage: Eukaryota; Fungi; Ascomycota; Sordariomycetes; Hypocreales; Nectriaceae. The coding region runs from base 1 to 882 and encodes 293 amino acids.